AUGGACAGCUGCUCGAAUGACGAAGUUAUGGAGGAUGUUCUGCCUUCAUUUCAAAUGCACAAUCAACUUUUCAACAGAACCGUUCUGGACUCCAAAGAUGAAAUAGAACUCCCUGGGUACGAGGAAACAAGCUGUCCUUAUUUUGCAAGAAGAGAACUAACGUCCGAAGAGCAAGUUUCGCCGCUACAGAAUCCCGAAUUAUUGGUUUUAAACAAUCUCAAUAGUCUGCGUAAAAUAAACGCACAAGUGCGGAUUACAAUCACACUCACAGAUCAAUCGCCCUUGUUCGGUGAACCUUAUAAAAGUAGGUCACCAUUACAUUGCUAUUAUCCGGGAGAUGUGGUCAAUGGACUGGUGACUAUUGAGAAUACCGGUAAUAAAAUUAUACCGUUUGAAAUGUUCUUUGUCUCUUUGGAUGGAACUGUUACCAUACCCCAAAACGAUGUUUCUGGGACAGAAUAUACCUACCGAAAACACCAUUUGUUGAAAAGUUUUGAUUUAGCAGCCUGCUUUCACGAGUGCGACCUUUGGCAGCUUGAAAAGAGUCCCUGUACUGGAAAAGAUCCCGUUGAUGGUGCCAUCUUUGGGCUUCCAAACAGCAGAAAGUUACAGCCACACACAAAGUACAAAAAAACAUUUGCUUUUAGACUACCAUCGUUUCUUCUGGACAGUGCUUGCAACCGCCAGUAUGAGAGCCAUUUGCAGGCACCUUCGAGUCUAGGAGUGAACCCAUUUGCCAACAACGGAAGAGCUGCAAAUGCCAAAAUUAGGGCGGGCCUAGGAUACGGUCACCUGGACGAAUCAGGCGCUCCUAUAGUAACCACCAACUUCAACGAGCCUGGGCAGUCAGUAUCCUAUUCUCUCAGCGUCAAUAUUUUGGCACGGAGCGAGGAGAUAGCCAAACACGUCAAUUACCAGAAAAGCUAUGAACUUCCGUUUGUGAUUUUGGAGGAAAGCAGCGCUUUUUUGAGGUUCACAAAUACAAACCAACCCAUUACUGAAGGGGAUGUAGACCUUCAGUUGCAGGUGGAUAAGAUUGAACACCAGGCAGCUGAACUAGAGGUGACCCUUGAGGAGAAGUGCAAGCUUCAUAAAAUCGGAGUCACCGAUCAGAACGUGCUCGAAGAUCUGGUUGCUUCGGAUCACAUAGCCAAGAAAAAGAGUAGCGAUGAAGGGGAAGAGCUAGACUUUUUUGACAUUCAUAAAAUCAAGCUAAACAGAGGGUUUUUGAAAGGGGAGGUGGAACUAGAGGUAAAGGUCCAGAACAUUGGACAAAUCGUGCUACACUCAUUUGAGCCCGCAAGUCUUGGACCAGAAGGGACGGCUUUGCAGGAGAGUUUUUUAAAAGAAAUCUUGCUGAACUCGAGUGGCAUCCAUAUGUUUAAGAAGGUUGCUUCUGGUACUGUCUUGCCAAGCAUAAAAUCAGGGGAAAUACACAUUUCUUUAAAGUCUCUGGAUGGAAUGCUACCAAAAAACAUAAUGGUGAAACCAAGUCUUCGAGUUGUCAAUUUGCACUCAAGCGCGCACAUACCAUUGCACUUUGGUCUAAAGGGCACGGAGAGGUUUUACAAUUAUCAGACUGUUAUUGGAAUCAAUAGGCGGUUCGAGAGAUGGGAUGCACAGCUAAAAUCGCUCUGUAAGGAAACAGGGCAGCCCAUCCCUAGACAGUUGCACGAAGAUAUUUUGGGGCUAAAGUAUCUACGGUAUCGCGAGCACAGCAUUGACAUAUUUGAGCCUCAACGAGUCCAGCUCGAUUGGAGAUCCACUGGGCCUGCGUAUGAAUCCGAGUUCACUGCAACGAUUGUUCUCGAUGUGAAAAAAGCUCAUGGCUACCACAUUAUUCCUGAGUUCCAAACAUGUUUCCUUUCCAGACGAUACAUGCUUGACAUAAAACUUGGAGGAAGUAAAGUGUUAUCGUUACCAUUGAGGGUCUUUUGA
Ogataea parapolymorpha DL-1 is the source of this 1938-nucleotide messenger RNA. Its product is annotated as Ubiquitin ligase-binding protein BUL1. Gene Ontology annotation, cellular component: ubiquitin ligase complex. Gene Ontology annotation, biological process: protein monoubiquitination; protein polyubiquitination. The record is from RefSeq and is a predicted model, not a curated record. The coding region runs from base 1 to 1938 and encodes 645 amino acids. The transcript has a single exon. Lineage: Eukaryota; Fungi; Ascomycota; Pichiomycetes; Pichiales; Pichiaceae. Gene Ontology annotation, molecular function: ubiquitin-ubiquitin ligase activity.